AUGGACCAGCACCAGGAGCUGGAGGUGGAUGUGGAGGGAGAGCCAACGGAUCAGCGCAAGGAGGAGGAGGCGGACGCGGACGCGGGCAAGCCUGAAGAGCCGACGGAUCAGCGCAAGGAGGAGGAGGAGCGGGAGGAGGGAGACAACCUCAAAGAGCCAACGGAUCAGCGCAAGGAGGACAAGCCUGACGGGCUGACGGAGCAGCACAAGGCGGAGGCGGUGGCGGUUGCGGUGGUGGUGGCGGAGGUGGACAAGUCUGAAGAGCUGACGGACCAGCGCAAGGCGGGGGCGGUGGUGGAGGUGGAGGUGGACAAGUUUGAAGAGCUCACCGACCAGCGCAAGGAGGAGGCGGCGGAGGACAAGGACAAGGAGACGGAGAGGAGCUCCAGCGAAGAGUCGCCGUCGCUCUUCGUGCACCCGUGCUCGCUGCUGCUGCGGUACCUCGUCCGUGCCUACGCCUGGUGCAUGGGCAUGGCCGACUGGUUCGGCGGCGGCGGCACAAGGCCGAGCGCCGCUCCUGCCGCGUCCCUUAACUCGUCACGGGAAGAAGCAGGCGAGGCGGCGGGCGUCAGGACCAGGGAGAUCUCCAGCUCCAAGACCACUGACAGAGUAAGUAGUUUCCAAGUUUUUUUGCAAGCAUUUCUCAUUUCCGGAUUAUUCUCCAUAGUUGACGACGAAGCUCUUGGCCACGCACGUACGCGAUUUCUGCAGGGGUUCUACGUGCGGGAGAUGAUCGUGAGCAUGUGGGCGGUGAGGAGGCCGCGGCCGCCCGGCAACCCGAGGGAAGGGCGCGGCGGCGGUGGAGGAAGCCACAACUAG
Molecule: messenger RNA, 819 nt
Organism: Triticum turgidum subsp. durum (durum wheat)
Lineage: Eukaryota; Viridiplantae; Streptophyta; Magnoliopsida; Poales; Poaceae
Source: the annotation of a GenBank genome assembly